CUCAGUAGGCGUAGCUUUUGCUUUCCUACCAGCCAAUCAGUGGCCUAGCUUACGCCCCUUUCGCAUUCUGCAGUUGAGUCUGUCAAAGCUUUUUUGUUCCAAAGUUUUUAUUGCAGUUCAACCCCUUGACCACCAUCCAAACCUACCAGAGUGUGACAAGAACACUAUGCAGUCUCCAGUGAGCUCACUCCUGAGCCCUGACGACUGUUCUAGUCUCUGAGAAGUAUUUUUCUGAAUCUCAAAGCAGCAUCCAGGUACAGACUGUUUAAAAGCAACACAGAAGCCUCUGACUAAGCCUAGUGUAACUGUCAGUGAGGGAUCACCCUCCUCCCUUCAACCUUUUGAAUCACUGGGAAGGAAAGACAAUCUCCAAAUGACAGAGUGGGCUGUGGACACGAGCAAAACAAAGAACUUGCAGUUGACUAAACAGGCAACAGAAGGAGAAAUAGCAUACACGAUCUUCCAGCUGUGGUUACAGUUUGCUGUUUGAUUUUAAGAGGAAGUAUAAGACAGCAAGUCCGACUUUGGAGGUGAAGAAACAUUUUCUGUUGUACCAUCAAAGGGUGAACUUUAUCUCUGUUUGGAGGGAUUUCUUAGGAGAUCUGGGUGGACUUUCCUAGCAAAAAAAGGAAUACAAGCUCAAAAAUCCUCCACUCACAUCUGUUUAAAAAUGGCUAAUUCUGGAUUCCAGCUCCUGGGGUACUUCUUAGCACUUGGGGGAUGGAUUGGCAUCAUCUCAACCACAGCCCUGCCACAAUGGAAGCAAUCAUCUUACGCCGGGGAUGCCAUUAUUACAGCAGUUGGGCUAUAUGAAGGCCUUUGGAUGUCCUGUGCUUCCCAGAGCACUGGCCAGGUGCAGUGCAAGGUCUUCGAUUCAAUGUUGUCAUUAGAUGUGCAUAUCCAGACAUGCCGGGCUUUGAUGGUAGUUUCUGUUCUGAUGGGGUUCAUUGCCAUCAUUGUCAGUGUGGUGGGAAUGAAGUGCACCAGAGUUGGAGACAACAACCCGCUGACCAAGAGCCGCAUCGCCGUCUCUGGUGGAGUUCUUUUCCUGCUUGCCGGGCUGUGUACACUGGUGUCUGUGUCCUGGUAUGCUACCCAAGUGUCCCAUCAGUUUUUUAAUCCCAACACACCUGUAAACGCCAGGUAUGAAUUUGGUUCUGCGCUUUUUGUUGGCUGGGCAGCAGCCAGCCUGACCAUGUUAGGGGGGUCCUUCCUGUGCUGCUCUUGUCCUAAUGAGGAAAGAAGAGGGCAGCAGUAUUACCGACAAUCACAGCCCUCUACAGCCAGGGAGGCUGAAUUGUUGAGUGAAACUAGUUUCCCUGACUGACCACCCCUGCCUUUAUUCGAAGAUUAUCCAAGUUCUACUCACUGUUUCCUUUUCCUUGAUCCCACUUAGCUUCAAAAUUUGGACCCAUACUACACUUUUUUUAGUAUAUGCGAUACAGUAUAAAUAUAUAUAAUUUAUAAGCAGCUGGUUUUAAAGUUCAAAUUAAAAUUCCCGCUUCCCCUCAUCCUCAAGAUUGCAACUUCCGUCAUUUAUUCACCUCUCUGUAAACCUGUUGGAAGAGGCAUGUUAACUGAAUAUAUUGAUUUACUGUAUACAUUGUGUAGACCUAACUCCAAAAAUUGUCAUUACAAUGUGUAAGAAUUAUGUAAUGAUUUUAUUUCUAGCAUUGCGAUUCCUACAGUGUGAAUGAUUAAAUCAGUAUUGCCUUUUGUUUUAUGAUUUUCUGAAAAUAUAAUUGUGCAUUUACUUAAACAUGUUUUUUUUCUCUUUUUUUAAAUUGCAGACCAAAUGUAAAAAGUUCUCCACCAGACAAAGGAGAGCAGUACUUGUAGUUGGGGAAAGUGGGCAACUGUUGGUCACAUGCUGUUUAGACUUUGCAACAAACAAGACACUCCCUCAAAAAAAACAUUAAGUAUUAUAUCCAUAGGCCCAAUGAAAUGGACUAUAUUCUUGAAAUAAAUUAGUUUUUUUUCUUAUAUAUUUACCCUAAGUUUUUAGAUGACUUUGCCUUACAACUAAAAUGAUAUAUUAUAAUAAAAUACUUUAAGUACAAAGUAGACAAGUAAUCAUGUGCUUGUAUAUAUAAAAAUACAAUAUUCAUAACAGCAGCAUAGUUAAAUUAAUUUUUCUAAUUUUUGUCACCAUAUUUUUCAGAUGAAAUUAUUUUUGUCAUUAUAGUGGCAGGUUUGCACUAUAUGCACUAUAGUUAGCAGGUUUGAUACAUCUAUUUAAGGUAAGUCACAAUAAAUAUGAACAUUCAAUUAAAAUACAUUAAAAGUAAAUCUGAUUAAUAAAACAUUGACACUUGUAAAAUUACAUUUUGGUUGCUCAAGUCUAAAAAUAUGUGUAAGAUGUUGAAAUCAGCAAAUAGAAACUAUGUUGGGAAAGUGCAGUGGACUUGAUGUUAUUUGAAGUCCACCACUGAAGAGCUAGGUAGGACAUUCCCCAAGGAGCAUGUGUACAAAGCACUCCAAAAAUAUCCCGCUAGAAUGAGAAUAGCUAUUCAUCAGAAAAAACAUACAUCACUUUAACAUUACAAGAGCAAUAAUACUAGAAAGAAGUUAAUAAUUAAAAUGUUGAUAUUUUAAAAUGUUACAUUUAAUCAGUCAUUGUCUAUUUAGAAAUGUUCGGUGAACAUAAUUCUUGUUCUGAAAAAAAAAGAUUGAUUCUUCCUUAUACUGUAUUGUCCAUAAACUUGACAUGAACUCACAUAUCAUUUUUGCUAAUUCAUGGCUACAUGUAUAAUUCACUUUUGUUUUCAUGUAUAAUUCACUUGUGCAGUUAAAAUAGCAGUUUUAUACAAACAUUAUACGAUGCUUUUAACGUGUGUCAUUUCUAAGAUAUGAUUCAUAUGAUGUUGUGAGCUUAUUUUUCACCUGGAUAUACAUAUGUAAUACUAAAACAUUAUUAUUAUAUACUCUGUUUUAUAUACUGCUUUUUUCCAGAAGAAAAGGUAACCAAGAUUUUCAUGAAACAAAAUAGUUUUGCAUUGUCCCAAGUUCAAUUGAAUUUCUGUUGGAUGUGUUGAAACAUGUUAACAUGUAACAAGCUGAAAAAAACAGAAGAUAGUUAAUAAAAGAGUUAUUAAUAUUAUAA
Messenger RNA from Paramormyrops kingsleyae, 3103 nucleotides. RefSeq names its product claudin 19 (gene cldn19). The record is from RefSeq and is a predicted model, not a curated record. Lineage: Eukaryota; Metazoa; Chordata; Actinopteri; Osteoglossiformes; Mormyridae. Gene Ontology annotation, molecular function: structural molecule activity. Gene Ontology annotation, cellular component: bicellular tight junction; membrane.